Molecule: messenger RNA, 1365 nt
Organism: Microthlaspi erraticum
Lineage: Eukaryota; Viridiplantae; Streptophyta; Magnoliopsida; Brassicales; Brassicaceae
Source: the annotation of a GenBank genome assembly
AUGAACAAGAAUAUGUGUGAGAGUGGCGAAGGGAACCAUAACCCCUUGACGAUACCAAUGGAGAUGGAGAUGGAGAUGGAGAUAAGCAAAUUACAAACAAUCCUCGAGGUCAUGUUGGUGGAGAUACUCGCGAGGUUACCGUCGAGAAGCAUCGCGAAAUUCAAGUCAGUGUGCAAAACAUGGAAAUCUUUGAUAGAAUCUCCGUAUUUCCGCCGUCUCUUCGUCUCCGUGCAUGGAAACUCCCCUUCCUCCUGGUCACUCACGAUCAGAAACAAUGAUCAUCCUCCUAUCAGGGAAGUGAUAGGGUUUCAUGGACGUGAGCCUCCCAAAUCUCUGGCUUCUUAUAUCUUAGAUUUUCAACAGAAUCUGAAUCUCCCUACUUCUGACUUCACAUAUCUUGCUUCUUCUAAUGGAUUAAUCUGGAUCCAGAUCAAUGUUCCCUCCACUAAGAACAGACCUUGCUAUCAUAAAUCCUUCGUUGGUAAUCCAGUUUUACGACAAUGGGUUGAAAUCCCUCCGCCUCCAGAGCCAUGUCAGGCCACUGGUUUGGUAACGCGUGUGGAGGAUGACGGCGUUGUUUCGAGCUUCAAAUUGGUUAAGACUCGUCAAAGAAUAGAUACCAAACCGAACGUAUGGAGAGUGUACGUGUAUUCGUCUGAGACAAGGAACUGGACUUUGAAGCUAAUUCUCUCCCCUCAUCCAUUUGACGAUGAUGCUGAUUUUAAAUCUCCUUUGAAUCUCGACGGAGUACUUUAUCUUCGGAAAAGGAGAUGGGGUACUGGUGAACGUGGAGCCCUAAUAGGUCAUGACUUCUAUGGCCCUGACGCCGAUGUUCAGUGUCGGGUUAUACCUUUCCCUUUCCCUCAUAACAAAGAGGCUAGGAGAUGUUUGACUACUUCUAGAAGACAUGUUAUGUACAUGGACAUACUACAUCGAAGAUUAAAUGUCUGGAGGCUCAACAACAACAACUCUGCCUCUGAGGGUCAAGUGUGGCACUUGUUACGUGAAGAAAUCAAUAUGGCGUCUGUCGGAUUUGAUGGCAUUUGUUAUCCCGUAGCAAUGAAUCCGUUUGACGCUGGCAUCGUUUAUCUAUGGAGUCUAAAACACAAUUCUAUGGUAUUUGGUAACUUGCGGACACACAAAAUUACUCUUCAGAAGGAACCAGAGUAUUCUAGUAGUGAAGGUUGUUAUAGCAUCAUCAACACUUCCAAUUUUAUCAUCGACAUUCGUCCGCAUAUGGAAGGUCGUAUCUUGUGGGUUGCCAACUUAUCCCACUUUGUUCUCCCACAGUGGAUGGAUUCACUAACCUCGCUUAGGAGGGACCUUAUAGCUUGCUUGCUGCACAAGUUUGUUCUUCGCUUAUAA